GUGCGGCAACAUCACACUGUUGAUGAUUGUUGGAUGGUCAUUCAUGGCAAAGUCUACGAUAUCACAUCAUUUCUCCCUAGCCACCCUGGCGGCAAAGCCAUUCUCCUAAGGAAUGCCGGCAAAGAUGCUACUGCAGUGUUUGAUGCCGUUCAUCCCGUUGAGCUCGUCGAAGAGUAUCUCCGCCCUGACCAGUUGAUGGGC
Molecule: messenger RNA, 201 nt
Organism: Colletotrichum godetiae
Lineage: Eukaryota; Fungi; Ascomycota; Sordariomycetes; Glomerellales; Glomerellaceae
Product: cytochrome b5-like heme/steroid binding domain-containing protein
Exons: 2
Molecular function (GO): heme binding
Source: RefSeq, a predicted model, not a curated record